UCGAAUGUGUCUGUGGUAGGCGGCUCCAAACGAGUCCGCCACCUUUAUGUCUGACAGAACAUGGUACGCUGCUCAUCGAAACGAGUUUUAUUCAUGGGAUUGCUAUCAGCGCUGACAGGAAUGGUCCUACUCAUUGGAAACGUGCCCGACCCGAGAGAACUCGAGUUGCUAUUCACGACACAAGAGCGUCUGCACAAACAAAAGGAGCCAAUUAACACGUACAAUCUUCGCCAAUCAACACAUGACGACAUCACAACUAAGAGAUUAAAAUCAAUACAAGUCGUGACGCAAUCGCGACAGAAGCGCCCGGAUGAUGACUACAAUGACGUCAGAAAACUGAGUCUGCGCGUAUUCGAGAAUCGACUGACGACGGUCACGUGCACACGGCAUGAUCCUCACGUGCUGCUCUUCAACCGCAUACCCAAGUGCGCUAGCACAAGCAUAGCCACACUCCUCUUUGUCAACGCGGAGAGAAUGAAAAUGCGUUUUCUGGAAAAUCCCGAUGGAGCAUACGACUGGCAAGACAAAAACCGCACAGCUGUGGAGAAAUUACUAAUUUCCCAAUUUUCGAGGGAAAAACCCUCGAGGGGCGUGGUCUACGCUGGUCACUUUUAUUUCUCUAAUUUUCCCUAUCUGGAUGAGAAGAGGAUCCCGUAUGAAUACGUCUGUAUGAUCCGGGAACCUGUAGAUCGAGUUAUUUCAUCAUAUGUAUAUUAUCACUAUAGCAACCGGGCACACAUCCAGCAGCUGCGCGACUCGAAAAUCGUAGUCAAUGAGAGCAUGGAGGACUGUCUCAGACAUCAAACAGGUGGAUGCGAAACGAAUGUGAUGACUCGAUAUUUCUGUGGCAACAACGUGUAUUGUAAAAGUGGAGGGAUAGUUGCCCUCAAUCAGGCCCUUGUUAACCUUGUCAGGAGCUUCACAGUCGUAGGAAUUGUAGAAGACAUGAAGCAGUCGCUUCAACUCUUCGCUCACACUUUGCCUCGAUAUUUCCACCAGGCGGACAAAAUGCCUCCACAGGUGAAGGAGCAGAAUGUGAACAAAGAGGGAGAACCGAUUCGAAGUAGCCUGAUGACAAACGAAACAAUCAGAGAGAAGAUCCGUGCAGCGAAUGCUGCAGAUGUGAUUCUAUACGAAUACGCUAGGAAACUGUUUCGGAGACGAAUGGAAGUGUGUGGCUUUAAUGUCACGUAGACAGAUGAUG
Molecule: messenger RNA, 1204 nt
Organism: Corticium candelabrum
Lineage: Eukaryota; Metazoa; Porifera; Homoscleromorpha; Homosclerophorida; Plakinidae
Exons: 1
Coding region: 61-1194 (377 amino acids)
Cellular component (GO): membrane
Molecular function (GO): heparan sulfate 2-sulfotransferase activity
Source: RefSeq, a predicted model, not a curated record